Messenger RNA from Physcomitrium patens, 1075 nucleotides. Its product is annotated as transmembrane emp24 domain-containing protein p24beta3. The record is from RefSeq and is a predicted model, not a curated record. Lineage: Eukaryota; Viridiplantae; Streptophyta; Bryopsida; Funariales; Funariaceae.
AGGCGGCAGAGUGUGCGUGGGAAUCGAGACUCUCUCGCAUUCUCUUUCGUAGUGUAAGAGAUUGUUUGCUUGGUUUGGUUUGGUUUGCAGAAUUUGUGGAGUAGCGAUGGAGCUUCGGCCCUGGAUCACAGUGCUCUUCGCCCUCGCGGUUGUUGUCGCGCACAGCCAUGCGCUUCUCAUGACCGUUCACAAUACAGAAUGCGUCUGGGAGGAUGUAGAGUUCGACGGCGAUGUCGUCAGCGGUAACUUCGUUGUGUUGGACCAGGAGGUUUUUUGGGGCUCUGAGCACCCCGGUAUCGAGCUCAUUGUCACAGGACCCGAUGGACGUGCCGUUCACACUACCAAUACUAUUGACGGGGAGAAAUUUGAAUUCAUAGCUCACCGCAGAGGACGCUACAAGUUCUGCUUUCACAACCCGUUGUCUGCUCCAGAACAACUCACGUUUUACAUUCAUGUGGGUCACGUCAUUGGCGUCGAAGAAUUGGCGAGGGAUGAGCAUUUGAAGCCUGUUGAUGUGAAAAUCUCUCAGCUCAGUGAAGCCCUUGAGCUUGUUAGUGCUGAGAUUCGAUAUUUGCAAAACCGAGACUUGCGUCACAGAAAAACAAAUGAGAGCACGCAGAGGCGGUUGCUAUUCUACACAGUGAGUGAGUACCUACUUCUGAUCGCAGCCAGCGUGGGCCAGGUGGUCAUGAUCCGCCAUCUCUUCAGCAAACGUAUUGGUUACAAUCGAGUAUGAUAUUUUGCUCACUCAGCUUGUAGUUUUAAAGGACACGCGCGUUUGAGAAUACACAUCCUCACACAGUCUGGCUAGGAAUAGGAGGAAAGCUGGAAGAACCAAUGUUGCACCCAAUUAUACUGUCUGUGAAGUGCGCAAGACAGAGAGUUUUUGGUACACUUAGCGUGGUCGAGUUUGUUUUGGAAAGUGGAAGGGUGACUCGGCAUACGUGCAGUACACAUAAGACUUCAAGCAAGUUCUGUAAAUCCAAAUCAUCAGUGGCGGAGGAUUUAAACGAAUCAUCCAAUUUUUACACCUUCAGUGUGUUUUAUACAAUGAACCUGGAAUCUGUUCGAAGUA